AUGGUAGAUUUACCUGUCAUCAAUACACCCCGCCGUAAUAUCACUCUUGCAGUGUACUAUGACUCUGACUCUACAGAGAUUGAAUUCACAGAUGUGUCUAUUUAUGACCACCUUCGUCGGAUCAUUGCCAAAGAUGAAAUACUCAAUAUUCCAGUUGGAUUUAAUAUAAGAUUAUUUCUUACACCACAAUCCAACAAUAAUAAUGAUAUUAGGGUUUCAGUUGAUCCAUUGUCUCCAAUCACUCUUACCAAUGGUGACAAAAUCUAUGUUGAUAUUGGAGAUACCAAUUACCUACAAAUGGUUUUAGAAAAGAAUAAAGAAUUAGAAAAAGAAGUAAAGAAAUUAAAGGAAAUAAAUGAAACACUUCAAGAAGCAUAUAUGGAGGCACGUUUACAUAGGAUGAAGUUAUAA
This is a messenger RNA of Cavenderia fasciculata, 411 nucleotides long. RefSeq lists its product as uncharacterized. Lineage: Eukaryota; Evosea; Eumycetozoa; Acytosteliales; Cavenderiaceae. The record is from RefSeq and is a predicted model, not a curated record. Bases 1 to 411 code for a protein of 136 amino acids. The transcript has 2 exons.